Messenger RNA from Contarinia nasturtii (swede midge), 638 nucleotides. RefSeq names its product chromobox protein homolog 5-like. The transcript is spliced from 3 exons. The record is from RefSeq and is a predicted model, not a curated record. Bases 57 to 638 code for a protein of 193 amino acids. Lineage: Eukaryota; Metazoa; Arthropoda; Insecta; Diptera; Cecidomyiidae. Gene Ontology annotation, molecular function: chromatin binding. Gene Ontology annotation, cellular component: nucleus; pericentric heterochromatin. Gene Ontology annotation, biological process: negative regulation of transcription by RNA polymerase II; chromatin organization.
CAACAUUUUCAUCAAGAUUUCAUUGAAAUAUUAUAAACAGUUUUUCAUUGUGACCAAUGGCUAUUGUUUCGAAAGAAUACGACGUAGAAAAAAUUCUACGUCGUAAAAUUGGUCACAGAAUGGACAAAAAUGGGAUUUAUUAUUUCAUCAAAUGGUUACAUUAUGAUGAAUCGUACAACACAUGGGAGCCGGAAUGCAAUUUGAAUUGUGAUGACCUGGUAGAGGAGUUUAUUGAUGGAAAUGUCAUCCAAAUUGAUAGUGCCAAGCGUACGCCGUAUGGCAUCGAUUACUGGAUCAAGUACAAAGAUGGUUUUCCGAACAAAACAUACUCUUCGAUUGAAGUUCAUCGCAAAUGGCCAGCUUUGGUAAUCGAUUUCUUGGAAAACCACAUGUCAAUUGAAAAACAAGUGCGAUUCAACCACACUUUACAAUUCGACGACGAAGAAACUCAACCAAUCAUCGAGGGAACAAAUUUGGUUGGGAAUCCAAUUCGGAUCUCAUAUGUGUCAAUGGUCACUCGCGAAAUUAUGUACUGGAUGGAAUGGGUAAACGGUAAAAAGUUUGUUACAUCGUUGGAAGCAAGAACAAAUUGGCCAGAUCUCGUGUUGACCUAUUUGGAGGCAAAUUUGCGGACCUAA